This is a messenger RNA of Pogonomyrmex barbatus (red harvester ant), 1310 nucleotides long. RefSeq names its product krueppel (gene Kr). Lineage: Eukaryota; Metazoa; Arthropoda; Insecta; Hymenoptera; Formicidae. The record is from RefSeq and is a predicted model, not a curated record. Gene Ontology annotation, biological process: regulation of gene expression; neurogenesis. Gene Ontology annotation, cellular component: nucleus.
AAGUGAGGAGAGCCGACCGGACGAGAGACGUAGCCUGGCACUCUCCUGCGCGAAGCGCAGAUUUAUGCAGUUUUUCCAGUUACAUGUUACCACUGUUCAGAAGUCCAGAAUUCCUGAUCAGUCAGCGCCUGGGCAUGAUGCAGGACGACGAAAAGGAGCCGGAAAGUGCACCGCAGAUGAUAUUUUCUGCGCCCGAUCCUACGACGGGAUUGCCGAUCACGCAAGAACAACUCAUCGCUAGUCAAACAAGAAUGACUAGUAUCCUGAUGGCCACGAGAUAUCCCGUAUCGCUACACGCCACGUUAGCGACAUCUCCGUCGCUCUACUCGCAGGAGUUCUUCAGGAGUUGGGUACCGCGAAUCGCAUCCUCGCCACCUUCUCCCUUUGACCCAACACGAGUAUCGCCGGUCCCCAACACAAAACCCUCCUCCCGACGUAACAAUCGUAAACGUAAUAAUAAUAACAACAACAAUAACAACAACAACGACAGGAUUGUCAGGAGGGGUCGUGCAGACACAAGCAGAGUUAGCCCUUCAACCAGUCCGGAAACGACGAGGAAUAAACGUUUCGUGUGCGGAGUGUGCAAUACGCCCUUCGGAUAUAAACAUGUGCUGCAAAAUCAUGCGCGUAUACAUACCGGCGAGAAACCUUUCCAGUGCAAAGAGUGCAAGAAAAGAUUUACUCGAGACCAUCACCUGAAAACGCACAUACGACUCCACACGGGCGAAAAGCCAUACAAGUGCACAUACUGCGAUCGAAAAUUCGUUCAGGUCGCGAAUCUUCGUCGUCACGAACGCAUACACACCGGCGAUCGCCCAUACGCCUGCAAUUCGCCCGGGUGUUCGUCGAAAUUCAGCGACUCGAAUCAGUUGAAGGCGCACAAGCUGAUACACAAAAAUGAGAAAUCGUUCGAAUGCGAGAACUAUGGCGGGACGCAGGAAUCGUCGCCGGACGUCGAAUCAACCGCGUCGUUGUACAGCGACAGCCACGAUUCGGAGGAGAACGCCGACGGUGAUGGCGACGCCCACGUCAACGGGGAGCAGACAAUGGAGGAGGAACCGGAGGAGAUCACCACGAGAAGGUUCAUCACGCUGAGGAGCCUGGCUGGUCUACCAAUUAACCCCGAGCUCAACGGUCCCGUGUAUCCCUCGAUGACGCUAAGUCCGCCGGAGACUUCGAUUGACUUGCCGGAGCAAACGGAACCCGAGGACCUGUCCAUGAAUAAAUCGUCUUAGCACAGAUCGCACUCUGACGAAAGCACCAGUUCAUCGCUGAAUGCCGACGUCAGCAUUCCGGAAAUGUACAUUUAG